AUGACUGAAGCCCAGCGCCACUGCAGAGAGAACUACAUGGACCUGGCCACGAUACGAGACCUGGAGGACCUGGAGACCCUGAAGACCCUGAAGACCCCCAUCCAAUCACGAGCCUGGGCAGGACUGUAUGAUGACGUGGACAGCUGGAGGUGGUCACUGUCCAACGCAAGCUUCUACAAACCCGGGGAGACGGAGUUCAGACGAUGGCAGCUUGGAGAACCGCACAACCGCUUAAAAGAAUACUGCACAUUAUUGACUCCAGAUGGGGAAUGGCGCGACAUCAUGUGUGACGAAAUUCUACCUCCAAUCUGCUACGAUGUCACAGGGCCAGACACAUACGUCUUCAUUAACACCCUCAUGACGUGGCCUGAGGCCCAGAGCUACUGCAGAGAACACCACACAGACCUGGCCAGCGUGAGGAACAUGGAGGACAACGCGAGGCUGUCUACUGUGAUCAAUGGAGAGUUCGUCUGGAUCGGCCUUUCCAGAGAUGGAUGGAAGUGGUCUGAUGGAAGUGACUCCUCAUUUAGGAACUGGAACCCGAAUGAGCUGGUUGGGCUUUACACCAAGAGUUGUUUGUCAGUAGACUUCAGUGCCGAUGGACAAUGGGAGAGCCUGGACUGUAACGUCAAGUCAGCGUUCAUCUGCUACAGUGACAUUGUUGUUUCAAAGCGAGUGGUGAAGGUGAGGCUGGAGAAGAGCAGCUCCUCUCUGGACCUGAAGGACCCGGUGGUGAUGGAGGACCUCUUGAAGAAGCUCAAACAGAGGCUGGAGGACCAGGGGCUGAACGGCGACAUCAAGCUGAGCUGGAGGAAGCAGUCGGAUGGAGAAGUCUUCCACAAGGAAGAGAAGACCCAGAAGAGAAGAGAUGAGCUGUAAUGUUCUUUCACUCCACUCUGGUUCUCCUCCUCUUCCUCCCUUUCUUCUUCCUCUCCAUCAAUGGACAGAGCCCUUGCUGUGAAGGACCCGUCUCCCUCUCCUCGUCCUUUAGA
Pseudoliparis swirei is the source of this 992-nucleotide messenger RNA. Its product is annotated as C-type mannose receptor 2-like. The transcript has 5 exons. NCBI's taxonomy places the organism in Eukaryota, Metazoa, Chordata, Actinopteri, Perciformes, Liparidae. The record is from RefSeq and is a predicted model, not a curated record. Bases 1 to 879 code for a protein of 292 amino acids.